GCGAGCGCAGGCGAGUUAUGGCCAAUGGAGAGGCCCGACGGCAUGCCGGUCAUCCAGUCGCUGGAGGUGAUGUGCGGGAAGGACCACAUGGACGUGCAUCUCACCUUCUCGCAUCCUUUCGAAGGCAUCGUAUCUUCUAAAGGCCAGCACGGCGACCCGCGAUGCGUGUACGUGCCGCCCUCUACCGGACAGACGUACUUCUCGUUCAGGAUCGCGUAUGCUAAAUGCGGCACAAAGCCAGACCUCCACGGUCAGUUCUACGAGAAUACGGUGGUAGUUCAAUACGACAAGGAUCUGCUGGAAGUGUGGGACGAGGCGAAGAGGCUGCGGUGCGAAUGGUUCAACGAUUACGAGAAGACAGCGUCCAAGCCGCCGAUGGUCAUCGCUGAUUUGGAUGUCGUGCAGUUGGAUUUUAGAGGUGACAAUGUGGAUUGCUGGAUGGAGAUCCAGGCUGGCAAGGGUCCCUGGGCGCCGCCGGUGUCAGGCAUCGUACCGUUAGGGUCCACCCUGACCCUAGUCGUUGCCAUCAACGAUUAUCGAGGCGAGUUUGACAUGCGAGUGAAGUCUUGCGCCGCUUCAGAUGGUUCCGGUCAUAUUAUCCAAUUGUCUGAUGAGUACGGAUGUGUGUUGCGUCCUAAGAUGAUCUCCAGGUUCCUGAAAGCCAAAGCAGCGGACGAGCGAGCGACUGUUAUAACCUAUGCAUUCUUCCACGCGUUCAAGUUCCCCGAUGCUCUCAGUGUCCACAUAAGGUGCAAAGUGGAGAUAUGCAGGCAUGGGUGUUUGGACCACUGCCAAUUAGCUGGUGUCACUCCUCAAAGACAUGGAGCGUUAGACAGAAAGGACGAUAGAACUCACCAAGAUCAUAAUGAAAUCAACGAUUCAUCAGCUGAAGACGGAUCAAGUCUAAUAGAAGAGCAGCGUCUCCCGCUGGAAGAGGCGUUUGGUGAUGAAGUCUCAGGAGACGCUGUCCCCGCGCCAGCUCCAUUGCCGCAACGAGCACCAGCGCCUGUGGUGGAACCCGAUGAGGAUCACAUGUCUGUUGUUGAAGAGUUGGUUGAAGCCUUUGCUAGACCUUUCACUGAACGCCCAACGAACCUUGGUGACAGGGAGCGCUUCCCCCACGGUCCUCGGAACCUUAAUUCCAACAUCCAGCCAGAGCCGACCCGUGAUACAGUAGUGCCAGUGAAACCUCCGGGUCCCGCUGUAGCUGGUCCAAGGUCCUUGCGCAGAAGGCGUACUGUCCGAGAUGCCAGGUCUGCUGAUGUGGGCGUUUCGGGUAUAUACGAAGUAGUUUCCGAAGCGGACCUCGCGUUUGGACCAUCUAGGGAAUCUGUCACUGUGUUUAGUGGACGAAUUCGUGAAGAGGUGGUCUACGGCAUUUGUAUGGGCGCUGUAAGCUUCGGAGCAUUAUUCGCUUCCGCGGCGGGAGCGGCUGCAGGCGCGGCCUUGGCUGCAGCCGUGAUGCUGCAACGACUCCGUUCAAGGAUGGCCAUCCAACCGCCACCACCUAUCUCCCCAGCGCCUGCCUCCCACUCCCUGGCCGCGUGGAUGGCUCUGAGACUCCUGGGAUCCCCACCACACCCCCACCACUCUCGUGAAGGCUGACUCGAGUUUAUGUGAAAGACUGUUAGUUUCUAGUUGUGAGUGUGUUGUGACGUUGGGUAUUAAUAAAACAUAGUUUAUUAUCAAAUGUGGUAAUUCUAUAUGUUAAGAUAUUUCAGUUAAAAAUCAUAUUUUGAUUUAAUAUUAAAUGGUGCUGUACUGGUGCUUGUAUAUCAUCAAUGAUAAUACCGAUUAUGUCCAUUGUGUUUUAUUAACACCCAAUAAAUUUUAUGUAAAUCGAUAUUUUCAAAUUCAUAGAGUUUUCGAUACCUGAUUAUUUCCUUCUGUGUUUAAAAGGUCAGUUUCUUUCGAAUGAGUGAACACAUCUAAAAUAACACUAUUCUUAUAAUUUACGUUAGCUGUAAGUAAAUCAAUGGUUCUAGAGUGUCAAAUGGUGCUAGGUCGUGCUACGGACUAAGUCCUAAGAAACCUGAUUAUAUAAAAUUUUUCACUGUUGUGAAUAUACAUAAGUUGUACAUAUAUAUUUUUCUAUGUUUUUACACUGAUUUUCGUGUUCUUUAGAUUUUAGCGGAUAAGAAUAAACGAGUCAUGCCAUUAGAGUAAGGUUUAGUUAAUCCAGAAUAUACGCUACUUGUUAUGGAUUGCUCAUUUAUUUGUGUAGAUUGUAUGUUUAUAUCCGAAAUGUAUUAAUUUUACUCAUUUUUAGUGAAUUAAUCAGAGGCUCUGAUAUUUGCAUUCCUUCGUCACAUAAUCACGUUAAUUUGAUUAAAAACCAUACUUAUAGCAAUAGCAUGAAAUUUAUUGAGUUUUAAGGCGUUAUUCUAUUGUUUGCUAUAUUGGGAUGAAAUUUGCGAACUAGUAGAGUUGGUUCGAAUUAUUUAUUUAUUAUAUACUUUAGACAUGUUUAGAGAAACUAGUAAUAUAAUUGUUCGUCAAAACCUAUAUUUAGUAGAUUUAUUUAAUUUUAUUAAUGACGAAACACGUCUUGUCUAUUAAUUUAAUAAAAUGCUUAAAGUUAAUUGGAGCUGCAGUCUGUUCAUAUUUUAUUACGUUAUGUAAAAUAUGGGUAAACGUUGGAGAGACUGUUACUUCAUCGUAAGUUAUUUAUUUAGGAACUCUAGAUUUAGUGUAAGAUUCACUGUAUACCUGAGGCUUUACUCCGAAUGCACGAGGUCGAUACUUAAAUACACUUAAAAAAUACAUUUACUUACCAACCAACAUGACUCCAAUUUAGUACUGUAUUUAAAACUGUGAGUUCUUGAGAAGGGUGCAUAUACCAAAAAUCAAAGCACAGUUUAUGUCAGGUUAUGAAAAUAUUCUUGUUUAUCACACAUAACUAAUUGUUGUUGCACUGUAGUAUCUUAGAAUUUUAUUAUAGCUUGUUUGUUAUUUACAAUAAUAAAAUAAUAAAUAAUAAUAAUAAUCCUUUAGAAUGUUUACAACUCUGAUCUACGUUUUCAUCUCAUUAAUGGUAAUUUAUUUUAUACUUACAUGAUUAGUAACUAUCGUUCUUCUUUACAAUUUGUAUUCUUAUCCUAAUUUUGAAGAUAUUCAGAAUUUCGUCUAUAUUUUGAGUAACUUCUUAACCAAGUUCUGAUUACGAUUUGCGCAAAUUAUCUUCUAAGGGAUUUGCCAGACAGGUUGUAAAAACUCAGCCAAAUUUUUGCAACGUAUGGCAAAAAUAAAGUAAAAAUAUUUCGUGAUUUCGGAGUGCGCCUCAUUAACGUUAUGAUAUUUUGAAACACCAAUGAAUGAUAAUAAUAGAUAUAUGCUAUUCUAAACUUGCAUUUACUCAGCAUUUAUUUUCCUACUUGUAACUCUUACGUUGCUCAAUAAUGUAUUUGUAUUUAAUUAAUUAGUUUUAGUUAUUUUUAAGUAUUUAUAAAUAGACCUGAUAGUGGUUUGAGAGGUCAAUUUACACGUGGUAAUUGACGGUAACUGGAAAUGCUUUAUACGUUUGUACGUGGUCCAUAAAAGCCAGAAGUCCUAAUCUAGUGGCUCAAACCUUUGAAUGUUAAUUAGGAAAACUACCACAAUUAUUGAACUAUAAAGCAAUAUUUUGGAUAGAUUUUACAGCACUUUUUAUACUGUUUAAUAAUGUAGUUGUGAAGUUACAAAGAUGAUUUGCAUUUCCGCAUUUACAAUAAUACAAAACGUGGCGUUUCACUUAAUUUUAAAUUCAAAAUUGUUUCUAUAAUAAUGACCUUUCAAACCUUAAUACAUGCUACCCAAAAAUAAUGCAUUUAUUAAUAGAGAAACUAUUAUUUCGUAAGUUACGUGUAGUUUUCGUCAGAAAACUAAUAUCCCUAAGUGCAAUUUUAUGUUUACACAAAUAUUUAGUCUCCACUUAAGAAUCUAAAAGGUUGAGGUGAUAAUUUCUGACUUAUUUUACGGGGAUUUUUUUAUACAUAUCUUGUUUAAAAUGUCUUUCUUGAUAACAUAUUUGGUAUUAACUUAAGCACCUGUUUUGUUUAAUGGAAUAAAAUGUAUGUUGAAACAUUUA
Messenger RNA from Manduca sexta (tobacco hornworm), 4066 nucleotides. It is a transcript of the gene m, whose product is annotated as cuticlin-1. The transcript has 9 exons. Bases 25 to 1605 code for a protein of 526 amino acids. The record is from RefSeq and is a predicted model, not a curated record. NCBI's taxonomy places the organism in Eukaryota, Metazoa, Arthropoda, Insecta, Lepidoptera, Sphingidae.